Colletotrichum phormii is the source of this 397-nucleotide messenger RNA. RefSeq lists its product as uncharacterized. Gene Ontology annotation, molecular function: zinc ion binding; DNA-binding transcription factor activity, RNA polymerase II-specific. Bases 70 to 237 code for a protein of 55 amino acids. The record is from RefSeq and is a predicted model, not a curated record. Lineage: Eukaryota; Fungi; Ascomycota; Sordariomycetes; Glomerellales; Glomerellaceae. Gene Ontology annotation, biological process: regulation of DNA-templated transcription. The transcript has 2 exons.
UCGUGUCGGAAACAGCAUUGAAGGUUCAACACACUCCUGUCAAAUAUUCCUUGACGUUUGCUCCCAAAAAUGAGCGGCGCAGCGGAUCGACUACCCCGACUUCCAGCUUGUCAGCUGUGCUAUCAGAAGAAAAUCCAAUGCGACAGUACCAGGCCAACAUGUACUCCAUGUUCAAAAACUGGCAGCGAGUGCGUUGUGCUGAAUUCUGGUGGUGACAGAGCAAUCUCGCGAGCGUAAAGUUUAGAAGACAGAAACAUAAAAAGCUAAAGGCUAUUUGCGGCAGCGCCGAAGAGCUUAUGGAAAUCCUCGGCAUGACUCCGGGUAUCCGUUCACGAACGAGAAUUAAGAAGUCAUAUAACAAUACCUUUGUCUCAAGCAUCCAAAGACUUCUUUACAC